AUGUCCCGUAACGAUGCUUCUGGUUUUAGCCAGAGCUAUAAGUUAGUAGUGGUCGGUGGGGGAGGUGUUGGUAAAAGCGCUUUGACCAUUCAGUUUAUUCAGUCAUAUUUUGUAACAGAUUAUGACCCAACUAUAGAAGAUUCAUACACUAAACAAUGUGUUAUUGAUGAAGUUGUUGCCAGAUUAGAUAUAUUAGAUACAGCAGGACAAGAAGAGUUUAGUGCUAUGAGAGAACAGUAUAUGAGAUCUGGAGAAGGUUUUUUAUUAGUUUAUUCUGUUACUGACAGAAGCAGCUUUGAAGAAAUAUUUAAGUUCCAUAAACAGAUAUUACGAGUGAAAGAUAGAGAUGAAUUUCCUAUGAUUUUAGCUGCAAAUAAAUCAGAUUUGGAUUCUGCUAGAGUGGUAACACGAGAAGAAGGAGAGGAAUUAGCUAGAAGUUUAAAGAUUAGUUAUAUUGAAGCUAGUGCCAAAAUACGAUCCAAUGUUGAUCAAGCAUUUUAUGAAUUAGUAAGGAUAAUCAGAAAAUUCCAAGCAGAUGAAAGACCACCAGCAAAAGAAUCUAAAAAGAAAAGUAAAAAAUGUUUGAUACUGUGA
Lottia gigantea (owl limpet) is the source of this 594-nucleotide messenger RNA. RefSeq lists its product as hypothetical. The transcript is spliced from 6 exons. Gene Ontology annotation, molecular function: GTPase activity; GTP binding; GDP binding. Gene Ontology annotation, cellular component: plasma membrane. Gene Ontology annotation, biological process: signal transduction. The record is from RefSeq and is a predicted model, not a curated record. Lineage: Eukaryota; Metazoa; Mollusca; Gastropoda; Lottiidae. Bases 1 to 594 code for a protein of 197 amino acids.